AUGACCCAGUUCGUUUUUUUAAAGAUGUUUCGCCCGUUAAGUCGUUCGACGCGUAAACGUGGGGUUCAUUUAAUAUCAAACAUUCCCUCAUCUUUUACUCAAAAUGCUUUAUUUUCUAGUUCGUGUCCUGGACUUGGUCGUGGCUCAAUGGAUAAGGUUAUUCUUGGCGGAAAAUCUUUUUCAUUAAGUAGUCAAGAAAUAAAUGUUAAACCAGAGUCAAAAACAAAGGUAAACGUUCGUCCUGGUCAGUUUGAUGACGUGAUUGAGGAAAACAAAAUAAUGUUUCAAUCUUUAGUUGAACCAAUAAAAGAUCCACUUAAACAAUUGUAUGAAGAACGUCAAUUAUCAUCAACACAAUUAAAGCGUGAAAGGAAUAAUCAACAACAAAGGCAGCGUAAUAAUCAACUGAAUUUAAGAAUUCACAAAAAAGAAAUGGAACGAACUGGCUCAAAUAUUGAUCGAAGAGAUAAGUCUGAAAAAGAACGUGAUGUUAUUAGUCAGAUUAAAUCACGAAAAAAUAGUAAAAUUAAUCGGAAGAGACAAUUACAACAAACUGAUUUUGUGGCACAAGAUAUUAAUUGGUCAGAAUUCAUCAAUUCAAAUGCAAAUGAAUUAGAUCAAAUUACUUUAGAGAAUAAAGAGGAAGAACAAAAAGCGUUACAGUUGGAAUUGGAAGGUGGAGAUUACGAUCGUUAUCUUUCGAUUCCAAAGUCUAUUCAAGAAAAAUUUAAUUUCGAUAAUGAUAUAGCGAAUUCUUUACAAAUAGUUAUAGGUCAAAAUCCUUCUUAUAAACUUUCAGAAAAAAAACUGGUUUAUGAAACUUUGUUUCAAAAUCUGAAUACACUAACGCAGAUACCACAUAAAAAUAAAAAUUAA
Messenger RNA from Rhizophagus irregularis DAOM 181602=DAOM 197198, 876 nucleotides. RefSeq lists its product as uncharacterized. NCBI's taxonomy places the organism in Eukaryota, Fungi, Glomeromycota, Glomeromycetes, Glomerales, Glomeraceae. The record is from RefSeq and is a predicted model, not a curated record.